Molecule: messenger RNA, 4167 nt
Organism: Plasmodium vivax (malaria parasite P. vivax)
Lineage: Eukaryota; Apicomplexa; Aconoidasida; Haemosporida; Plasmodiidae
Exons: 8
Coding region: 1-4167 (1388 amino acids)
Biological process (GO): protein dephosphorylation
Molecular function (GO): protein phosphatase regulator activity
Source: RefSeq, a predicted model, not a curated record
AUGGUAAAUAGGCAAAAUGGCUUCUUCGCUAAGCUGACAGGCCUGACCUCCACCGUGUUUAACCUCAACUUGGAGAACAUCCACGAGGCCGUGGACGAAAAUUUGACCGCCCUGGAAAGAGCUGUGCUGUACGGAAACAGCAGCAAGAAAUGCCGAAAGAUAAUUUUUGUUAAGGAGCUAGUCAAGUCCCUAAAUAGCAUAGACUAUGAGGAUUUCAAGAAGGUCAUUUACCCCCUGCUGGUGAAGUUAAGCAAUGAUAAGGAAGAAAUCCAAUACGAGUUGUGCUGCCAGGUGGGCGACCUGUGUGCCUACUUGCUCCAGAGCAACAAUGGGCCCGACGGGUGCGCCGACAUCAUCAGGUUCCUCUUCCCCAUCCUCGAGCGGAUCAUCAGAAGUGGGAGCGGCGGUGGGGAUAGCAGCGGUGUCAGCGGUGCCUGCGGGGGGGACGUGCUCGCGAACGCGAUGAAGGCGCUGCUCAUCCUGGCGACGCACAUCAAGGCCAAGUACCGAAAGAGCAUAAUCUUCCCCUUCAUACUCUCUCUGGCGUCCAGCGAAAAAUUCAAAAAUCUGGGGUUCGUUCUCCUAAUUAAAAUAUCGCUUAUAUUUGAAAGGGAACUGGUGUCCAGGCAUUUGUUCCCAUGCAUCGAAUCCUUCGUCAGGGGAAAAGACGAAGAGAGUAAACUGUUCCUCUCCUGUUACCUGCACAGUAUAUGCAAAAUUGUAAACGAAGAAGAGCUGCUAGUCAUAUUUUUUUUCCUCCAAUCGUUAUGUAAUGACCCUAAUGAUAUUAUUAAAAUUAUUGGCAUGUACAACUGUGUGCAUGUGUCUUGUUUUUAUUCGACGCGUUUCUUUCUUCAUCUGUUUGUUCCUCUGUUUAAUGAGUUUCUAAAGAAUUCUAAUUUAUAUAUUUUUUACUAUGCGUUGGUAAAUUUGCUCCUUUUUGUUUGCCUUUUUGAGGACCUAGAUAUCAUUCACCCGUUUUACAUUCGCAAGAUGAUUUUUUUUUUUAAUAAUGUUUUUUCUUCGCACCUGUUUACGCUGAAUUACCUGAACGACACCGCCAGGCGGCAGAGCAGCUACGCCUUGGCGGGCGUCCCCCGCGCGCCCGAGGCGCCGCCCCCAGGGGGAGAGGUGCCACCCAAAGCGGAGGAGCCACAAAACACAGAGGAAUUGCACAAAGCGGAGGAGCCACAAAACACAGAGGAAUUGCACAAAGCGCAGGAGCCACAAAACACAGAGGAAUUGCACAAAGCGGACGUGCCAAAUGGCACUACCCCUUCGAAGGAGGAAGGACCAAGCAGCGACUCAAGCGAAAUGUCACACGGUCAGUCUAGCCAAGACCCGGGGGGUGGAAGCGGCACAGAACGCCUCCCACCAAAGGAUGAAUCGGACGCCCCCGAAAGCAACCAUGGGGAGAAGCGAGAAGUACAGGAAGGGACGACACUCACGGUGAACUGCGCAAAUGGGAAACAAGACGUUGUAAGUCGGCCAGUCAGUUUGGCGCACCUAAAGGAAGAGGCAGCGGCCCCACAAAUGGGGGGAAGCAGAAGCUAUCCAACGUCGGACAGCCAUGCGAAGGGAAUUUAUGCGGAUGGCGCUGCACAGGCUAACACAGUGGAAGAUGCCAAGGGAGGCGAACGCGGAACAGGAGCGAUGCAGAGUGGAUUGUCUCUUUUCCCCUCGUCGUCCUCCCUACUGGAGUCAUCCAAUGCGACGUCACUCCUUCCCUCUCUGCUGCCAUCCCCGCCCACGUCCUCGCUCAUCACACCAGGGUCUACAUCCAUUUUUGUGAACAACGGUUUGGUUAACGAUCUUAUAAUUAGCAACAAUCAUUUUGCGGUGAGCGUGCGUCAGUUUUUUCAACUGCACGGUGGGGAAGCGGUGGAGGUGAGAGAAGAGAUAAAGGAGGAGGGAGCUCUACGCGAGCGGAGGGGCACCCCCGCAGGGGAGGAAGAGGGAAAAGAAAAGGGAAACGGAAAAGGAAGCGAAAAGGGAAGCGAAAAAGGAAGCGAAAAGGGAAGCGAAAAAGAAAGCCCAAACCAACACGAAUACAAAGAUGAAGAGAAAGAACGGGGGAGCGACCCCACAUGUGGAGGAAACCCCACGGAUGAACCCCUCAACCCCACGGAUGAACCCCUCAACCUGACCGAUGAACCGCUCAACCUCACCGAUCACGACGUCACCUGCAUAGACAGAACGUACACGCACGAUCAAACGAUCGAGCUGAAUCAAAUUAAAGGGUGGUACUUCAGCGAGGUGGAUCUAAUAAAGGGGAACAUGGCCUACGGGGCGACGUUUCUUCGGAAGGGGGGGAAAAUGGAUGCCCAUAGAGAGCGACGCCCACGUAAAAUACACUUAAACGAAAAAGAAAACGACAUUUACAAUAUAGAAGCGGUGAAUGUGGAGGCCAUCAAGAAGAAGUUCCUGUUUGAUACCCCAAAUAACAUCAUCGUGUCUCACAACAUAAACGCAGUGUACAUCACAGCCCUGCAUAUCCCCACCCUCAUCCUAGUGCUCAAGCAACACUUCUUCAGAUUUUUCUCCCACGUUUUUUUUUUUGUAUGUACCUAUCCGUACUACAUCAUUAGGAAGACCAUGGCGUCUUUGUUUUAUGAAAUUUUGAAAAACUUUCUGGAGCCCUCCAAUUUUUUAGAAUUAAAUGUCGAGGAGUUAAAUGAGGAGGGAGACAUGCUAGCCAAAUUUAGGAACAGCCAAAAGGGUGUAAUUUUGAAGGGGAAGGGAAACUCACUCUCUUAUCCCCACCGUCUCAAAUCGGAUUGUGCAAAGCAGCGAGGUGGUAGGAAUUGCUCCCCUAGACAGGAUUUUCCACAAAUCACACAGACGUUCAAUGCGGAGUACUCCACUUACUGCAAUAUGAAACGCAUACAGAACAUGCAAUCGGUGACGAGUGAGGAGAGGAUAAGCAGUCUGGGGAACGGCAGUUCGUCUGGGCGUGAACUGGGUGAGAGCACUCCACCCACGUCGAACGGGAUGAAUGAGAAGCAACAAGAGGGGGAUAAUCACUCAGACUGUGGGAAUUCACAGGGGGGAAUCCACAACCAGGCCGCCAACCAAAUAGGGGAAGACGUAGAAACCAAAGGGGACAACGGGACGGAAGAACCCCCGCAGGAGAGAGCCAACAUAAUCAAACGAGUGCAAAGCGAAAUUAAUGCCAACCUACACGAAAGCGAUUUUUUUAAAAAUGAAGAAAAUGAGAACUUUUUUUUUUACAAAAAAUUUUUACAAAAAUAUGAAGCUGUAUAUGAGAGAUACAUUCAAAGGUUUAGGAAAUAUUACAGUGAGGAUUCUCCUCUUUUUUUUUUCCACUUUUUUGUCUGCUACUUUUUGAGGGAUUCAAAUGUGCUGGUUAAGAAGGCCAUUCUUAAGAGGUACGAUGCAAUGCUUUUGCUUUUCCCGAGGCUCGUGCAGAAGGUGCUCAUGUCGUAUCUGUCUCCCCUGCUGGAUUGCAAGACGCUCAACUAUUCCCUGCGCAAGCGGGUGUCCAAGGUGGUCUGCCGGAUGCUGACCUCCACGGAGGAUGAGCGGGUCGUCCGCCGGUUCCUCUUCCCGCUGUUCCUCAGACUCUGCAAGGACGACGUCGCCACUAUACGCGCCUACACGGCUAGCUACUUCUACCUGUUCCUCGAAAAGGGGUGCCCCCAGAUAUACAACUUUUUCAAGGGGGGGGGAGAAAUCCUGCCCAUAGAGGAGUAUAAGAAAGACAGAAUUCUGACCAACGGAGAGAAGUUCAAACUGAGGAGUCGGAACUUCACGGGGGGGGCCGAAAUCGACCUCGUCAAAACAGUUUUGGUGAUGUUCUCCAGAAGCUGCCGUUUCUGUGACCGCCAGGUUUUUAUAAAGAUGUGCGACGGGAUUAUCAACGAAUGCCCCGCGAACCUCUUCCUGCUGUACUUCCUCAAGCCGUUUGUAAAUUUAUCCGUCGACAAAAUUAAAGUGGUCAGGACGACUUGGGACAAGUGUGUAAUUUCGCAGCUCAAGAAGAAGGGGCACUUCCUAAAUUCGAUAAAUAUUUGGGCCAAACAGAAAGAAAUGCAAGCACAGCAGGGCGCGACGGCAGCAGAUAAGGAGAGUUCCCCCACGUCAAGCAAAAGCGACAGCGAUGAUGUGCUAAAUAAAACCUUUGACAUUCACGAUUUGAAUGGUUAG